Ostertagia ostertagi is the source of this 390-nucleotide messenger RNA. Lineage: Eukaryota; Metazoa; Nematoda; Chromadorea; Rhabditida; Trichostrongylidae. The record is from the annotation of a GenBank genome assembly.
AUGGUAUCCAUCACCAUCCUGGCACUUGUCCUUAUAUCGCAUGACACAUCGUCAAUACCUUCGCUUCUGGCAGCGGAUCCAAGGAAUGCACUCGUAGUGGCUAAAUUCGCUCCUUUGAUUCUAUAUUUCGUAUCUACAAGCGGCAUAGAUUCGUCGUUGAUGUCAGUAGUUGUGGUUUACAUCUCAUCAGCAAUCGCUUGUACAGGAAUGAUCAUCAGAACUGUUAUCCUAAUCCGAUCAAAAAAAAGCGAAUUUUCUCUGAAAACGUAUCGCCUACAUCUCAAUAUGGCCAUUCUUGGGAACCGUUCUGAUCAUCCCGGUUUCGCUGACUGCCAUUUCAUCAUGCACCCUGUAUUUGGUGAUAAUUCGUCCCUAUCGCCAAAGAGCUAA